AGUCAAGCCGGAAGCAAGGUGUGGCGCUGCGCGAGCUGAGCCCGCCGCGGGGCCUGUGUGCUGUGGGUUCCCGGCCAGCUUGUCUGUGGCGUCCCUGAUCCUUCCAGACUUCGAGAGACCGCACACAGUGACAAGACCCUUGGCUGGACCCUUGUCUACAGCCAGGAGCCAAUGGCAGAGAACAAAACAAAACCCUAUGAGCUGGACCAAGAGAAAUACGAUGCCGAUGACAAUGUGAAGAUCAUCUGUCUGGGGGACAGCGCAGUGGGCAAGUCCAAACUCAUGGAGAGGUUUCUCAUGGAUGGAUUCCAGCCACAGCAACUGUCCACAUAUGCCCUGACUCUGUAUAAGCACACGGCCACAGUGGACGGCAAGACCAUCCUUGUGGACUUUUGGGAUACAGCAGGCCAGGAACGGUUCCAGAGCAUGCACGCCUCCUACUACCACAAGGCCCAUGCCUGCAUCAUGGUGUUUGAUGUACAGAGAAAAGUCACCUAUAAGAACCUGGAUACCUGGUAUGCAGAGCUUCGGGAGUUCAGGCCGGAGAUCCCAUGCAUCGUGGUAGCCAAUAAAAUCGAUGCAGACAUGCAGGUGACUCAGAAAAGCUUCAAUUUUGCCAAGAAGUUCUCCCUGCCCAUGUACUUUGUUUCAGCUGCCAAUGGUACCAACGUUGUGAAGCUCUUCAAUGAUGCAAUUCGAUUAGCUGUGUCUUACAAACAGAAUUCCCAGGACUUCAUGGAUGAGGUUUUGCAGGAGCUAGAGAACUUCAAGUUGGAGCAGAAAGAGGAGGAUGAACCAGACCAAGAGCAGUGUGGCAGGAUUGAGAGCCCAUCUCCAGCCUCACAUGGCUGACUUGGGGACGUGGAGGGAGCCUUUUGGAAUACCCCUCAGCUCUGAAUGGAGAACCUCUCCAGACCAACCCUGCUCAGCCUCUUGCAAACCCACCAUCUGGUGGUGCAGGAUGAGGUCAGCACCAGCACACUAGACAGGCAUAAGAUCCCACUAACCUCCUUGCAGCAGGAUUAAGGAUCAGUGUCUUUCACACCUUCCCACCCCAACCCCCAGCUGCACAGCAGAGAAUCAGGGAACACACUUUUGUAUCUCUUUAGUAAAUGGACACUUAGGUGUUUGAGUUGUUUUCCUCCCAAAACUGACCUCAGGGACUAUUAGUUGUAUUCCUGCCAAGAGAGUGAUUGUUAAUCCCUGAUUAACCCAUUACCCCCUGCAGAAUCUAGAGGCCUUUGUCCUUUUUUCCCCUUGAGUCUCCCAGCGAACUUUUUAAACAAUGUUUUUAAACAUACAACUUUUCUUGAGCACCUACUAUUUCAGGAGCUCUUAAGGCCAAGGUGACAGGAAGAGGUUUCCAUUACAGUUAACUAAAAACAGGUGACAGGUUUAGCUGUAUCUGGUCAUACACAGACACUACUUUUAAACAUCAGGUCAUACAGUUGUGCUGCAAGGAAUACCCUUUUGGAUUACAAGAAGUCCGCUUUCUGAACAGCUUCUUUUAAAGCCUCCCCAACAGCAUAGAAGCUUUACUCCAUUUUAGUAGAAUGAGUUGGAUACUAUGCCUCAUAGUAGCCAAGGACUGUUCAGGAAGAGCUGUCCUGCUGCCUUUCCUACCCUGCCCAGUACCUGAGACUUGCUA
Molecule: messenger RNA, 1648 nt
Organism: Castor canadensis (American beaver)
Lineage: Eukaryota; Metazoa; Chordata; Mammalia; Rodentia; Castoridae
Gene: Rabl2b
Product: RAB, member of RAS oncogene family like 2B
Molecular function (GO): GTPase activity; GTP binding
Source: RefSeq, a predicted model, not a curated record